Messenger RNA from Ixodes scapularis (black-legged tick), 1785 nucleotides. RefSeq lists its product as uncharacterized. The transcript is spliced from 3 exons. NCBI's taxonomy places the organism in Eukaryota, Metazoa, Arthropoda, Arachnida, Ixodida, Ixodidae. Bases 245 to 1558 code for a protein of 437 amino acids. The record is from RefSeq and is a predicted model, not a curated record. Gene Ontology annotation, molecular function: protein binding.
GACUGUCGCCGCCUGCGGAACGCGAGCCACUUUUGUGUCGAAAGGAUCGUCUGCUAAAGUGCCGGCUCUCGGCGCCGUAUGCUCCUUUGUUACAGUGGUUCGUUGGCCUUACGUUGGCGGCGUUCGUUGCGCCAUCUCUUGUUUCCCGUGCGAAACGGCGCCGUGUUGUUUGAAGACCGGUGGCGUCGCUGCGUUUCCAUAGGAGCUAAGCAUUUUUCUUUCUUUACUUUUUCCUCAGCGUUUCAUGGCUACGAGCAGCGUAAUGGGAGACAGCGACCAGGCCCAAGUGGAGAUGACGUCUUUCAGGGUGGCUGAUUCCUCCGACAUCCUCGACUGGAGGCCCAUGCUGUUUCAAGAGCCCAUCAUUGCACGCAGAGCAUGUGUCCUGUGCGGCGUCGUGUACAAGAAAGCGGUCAGGCUGCCUUGCCUCCACUCGAUGUGCGUCAAGUGUCAUGCCCAGUGCGUCGAGCAAGGAAGCGCAUGUCCUGUCGAUCAGGAACCGUUCAGCGAUAAUGAUGUCGAACAGCUGGAGGCCUCUCUCAACUACAUAUUAAAGCGUAAAGUUGCGUGCUGGAAUGCACCUAGUGGCUGCAGCUUCAUGGGUCUUUCAUCCAGCCUCUUGGACCACUACAAGAAAUGCAACUUCAGCAUUGUGCCUUGCUGCCUGUGCCGCUCGUCGGUGCUGCGGAGUGACGUUCUGGAGCACUUCAAAAGUGGUUGCAGCAUUUCUCAAGUCACAUGGAAGCCUAUCAGCAAUUGUGCCACACUAGACCUCAAGGACAUAAAUACAGCAUUUUUAGACGUGAAGAGAGCAAUGGAAAAGAUAUCCGAGGACCUCAUGACAAUGCAGACCAGCCUGAGCCAAUGCAGUGAAGGCGUCAAAGCGGAGGGCGCAAGGUGCAAGGGCCAGUGGGAGGCUGACGCUUCUAAGCUUUCUGAACAGCUUAAAGACCCGAGUACAGACUGCACCACCGGGUUUACCGAAGAGCUUCAGGUUCUUCUUACAACAAUGACUGACUACAAAGAACACUUGAGCAAGGAGCUAGGUUUGCAGAGGGACGAAUUGAGUGUGAUCUCGGAUGCGGUGUCACAGUGCUUGCUAAGUCAAUGCAAGCCUAAGAGGGUCCAUUGGUAUAUUGAGGUCUGGGCAGACCUAAAGAGGCACGGAUCUGAAGGAGUGCGUAUGGAGAGUCCUCGGAGAAGCAUAUUUGAUUACGCUGUCUCCCUAGUUGUCACGCUCAAACCGCAGGACGGUGUGCUCAAAUUUGGGUGCUUCAUACAGAUAUGCCCCGGUGAUCAUGAUUCGCAGCUGGAGUGGCCCUUCCGGAAGGUGUUCACGCUUGGUGUCAUUCACCCCAUGGACCAAUCAAACGUGAUAUCAUCCAAGGAAAAUCCCAGUGACUGUGAAGUGGAAUUACAGGUUGCCUUCCUAAAGCCCAAAGGUGGAAAAAAUAAUGAGGGAUACGGACUGCCGACCCUAUCAACAGCAGAAAGGCUGGAAAAUGACGGGUUUGUUCAGGAUGAUACGCUGCAUGUGUUCUUAGAGAUUGAGCCAUAGUCUGCUCCGUAAUCUUCGAAAGAGUUCUAUUCAACAUUAAAUGAUUCUUCACUUGUAAGCCACUAAAUUCUUUUUUCAUUACUUCCCUGAGUAUGAUACAAAAACAGACUCAAGGCAGCUGUACUAAUUUUUUAGACAUAAUAUUUGUAUACAUAAUUUCCAAUCAAUUUAUCCGCUUUCCUCUCCUUGCCGAUAUGUUUGUGUGCUUGAAUAAACUUUUUUUAGUU